AGGCCAUUAAAGAGCAUCAGGUGCUCAUCGUCGUGGCCGAGACGGGGUCGGGCAAAACAACUCAGCUUCCGCAGUACCUGCAUGAAGCCGGGUAUACAUCCAACGGACAAAAACGCGUGUCGCAGAUGAAAUGGGUACAAAAGUCGGUUACGAAGUGGGCUAUUCCAUCCGAUUCGAGGACUGCACGAGCGACAAGACAGUGCUCAAGUACAUGACGGACGGAAUGCUCCUCCGAGAAUUCCUAACCGAACCUGACUUGGCUGGUUACGCAGCGCUGAUCAUUGACGAAGCACACGAGCGGACUCUAAGUACGGACAUUCUUUUUGCUCUCGUCAAGGAUAUCGCGAGAUUCAGGCCUGAGCUGAGGUUGUUGAUUUCAAGUGCGACUAUGGAUGCUGAGAAGUUUAGCGAGUACUUUGAUAAUGCGCCUGUGUUUUAUGUUCCUGGACGUCGAUACCCGGUUGACAUCCACUACACGCCGCAACCAGAGGCCAAUUACCUGCACGCAGCUAUCACCACCGUCUUCCAGAUUCAUACAACACAACCCAAGGGCGACAUUCUCGUGUUCUUCACAGGUCAAGAUGAAAUCGAAGCAGCCCAAGAAAACCUGCAGGAGACCGCUCGAGCACUCGGGAACAAGAUCGCCGAACUAAUCGUUUGUCCAAUCUACGCCAACUUGCCCAGCGACAUGCAAGCCAAGAUUUUCGAACCCACACCAGAGGGCGCAAGAAAAGUCGUGCUUGCUACAAACAUCGCAGAGACGUCAAUCACCAUCGAGGGUGUAGUCUUCGUCAUUGAUCCCGGAUUCGUCAAACAAAACUCGUAUAAUCCUCGAACUGGCAUGUCUUCCUUGAUCGUGGUUCCGUGUUCUCGAGCAUCAGCCAACCAAAGAGCCGGCCGUGCAGGUCGUGUGGGGCCAGGCAAAGCCUUCCGACUGUACACGAAAUGGGCGUUUUCAAAUGAGCUGGAAGAGAACACGGUGCCUGAAAUCCAGCGGACGAACCUCGGGAUGACUGUCCUCCUGCUGAAAUCACUCGGCAUUAAUAACUUCAUGGACUUUGAGUUUAUGGACCCACCUCCAGGAGAGACGCUUAUCAGGGCGCUAGAGCUGCUCUAUGCUCUUGGAGCCUUGAACGACCGUGGCGAGCUCACGAAACUGGGUCGGAGGAUGGCAGAGUUCCCUGUCGAUCCCAUGCUGUCCAAAACUAUCAUUUCCAGCGAGAAGUACUCGUGUACGGACGAGGUACUGACCAUCAUAUCCAUGCUUUCCGAGUCCUCGUCAUUAUUCUACCGCCCCAAAGACAAAAAGAUGCACGCAGACCAAGCCCGCCAAAACUUCGUCCGCACAGGUGGAGAUCACUUCACAUUACUCAACGUCUGGGAGCAAUGGGCCGACACCGAAUUACUCGCAACAGUUCUGCUACGAGCAGUUCUUGCAGUUCAAGAGUCUCAGUCGGGCACGGGAUAUUCGGGAUCAACUUGCUGGGCUUUGCGAGCGUGUUGAAGUCGUAGUUCAGAGUAACCCGAACUGCGAAUGAUAUAAGUGCUGUGCAGAAAGCUAUCACGUCGGGAUACUUUUAUAAUACUGCACAACUCCAGAAGAGUGGCGA
Messenger RNA from Suillus paluster, 1610 nucleotides. RefSeq names its product P-loop containing nucleoside triphosphate hydrolase protein. Bases 131 to 1504 code for a protein of 457 amino acids. Lineage: Eukaryota; Fungi; Basidiomycota; Agaricomycetes; Boletales; Suillaceae. Gene Ontology annotation, cellular component: catalytic step 2 spliceosome; intracellular anatomical structure. The transcript has 8 exons. Gene Ontology annotation, molecular function: RNA binding. The record is from RefSeq and is a predicted model, not a curated record.